This is a messenger RNA of Musca domestica (house fly), 4554 nucleotides long. RefSeq names its product protein dispatched. Bases 458 to 4303 code for a protein of 1281 amino acids. Lineage: Eukaryota; Metazoa; Arthropoda; Insecta; Diptera; Muscidae. The transcript is spliced from 10 exons. The record is from RefSeq and is a predicted model, not a curated record. Gene Ontology annotation, cellular component: membrane.
UCUUUAUCACACGUUUUCGCUUUGUCCCUGGCAGGAAAAAUACAUAUACAACAAUUUUGCAGUGAAAAUAUUUGGAAAAAUUGGAAAAAUCACCUCACAAGUUUUAAAAAUCAAAGAAAUACAAACCAAUUCAAUAAAAUAUGUGUAGCGUUUUAGUGUAUAUAUAGUUACAUACAAACAAUAUUGCAAUCGAAACAUGUUUGUGCAAAACUUUGCAAACGAAUGCGGAAACAAUGAUGUGAUGCCUCAAAUUGUAAUUCCUUCAAUUUUGUCCUGCAAAACAAGGACCAAGUGGUGGAUAACGACGACGACGACGAUAAAGACAGCCAGCCAACAAACAAGACAACAAGUUGUUGGCGAAUGAAAUUUCUUUUUUACACAUCCGCUGGUACACCAUACCGUUUGCGGUGGCACAGGAAUAUUUUGUUUGUGGCAGACAUAGUUUAAGCAUUGCAACAUGCAGUGGUAUUUUGGUAUAUUGGCUAGACGGCCCUAUCUGAUGGUCUUGUUUAUCAGUGUAUUCUGUACGGCGUGUAUUAUUGUAUCAUUGACAACGAACAAUUUGCCGGAUUUUACUGAUCCAACAUUGGGCUUUGAAACUCGUGGAACAGAAAUCGGUAAACGCCUGAUAGCUUGGCAUAAUCUUAUCCAGGAAACUGGACCAUCAAAUCUAUUGGUGGAAAAUCCCAGCGAUUUGCAACCUCCUUCGGAAAGAAAUGGCUUUGAUUAUCAGUCACUGGCCAGGCAAAAGAAUCGCCGCAAUCGUAAACGCAAAAAUCGCAAACCCAAAAAGAAUAAACAGCGAAAUAAAAAUAAAACUGAUUUGGCCAAUGAAAUUAUGACAUUUAAGAAACGUUUGAGACACAAAAACCACAAUGCCAAUAGAAAUCGAACACAACAAGGUGAUCAGCACCAUUUAAAUUCAUCAUCAGGAUCAUCAGCAUGGCAUGGUGACCAUGGUAUAUUUAGAGACUAUGAAAUAACCAAUGAUUCCGCAGCUCUGGCCAAUGUGUCGAAAGCCGAAGAGGAGAGCAUAUAUGGCCUGAAUAAAACAUUUGUCGAAGAUGAUGAGGCUAGUAAAAUUAAAAAGAGUCGUUGGACUUUAUUGCAAAAAGCCGAAUUGCCCCCAGCACCGGAAAGUGAGGAGAAUAUUCGCCUGCCCAUUGAGGGUUAUUUUUGCGACUCGCCUGCCAAAGAAUAUUCCCACUUUGUUGUUGAACGUAUUGGACCGAAUGCCACCGAUUCCCUUUUCGAUCUGAAUGGCAUUUUGGCCAUGUGCCAGUUACAGGAACAAAUAACAAAAGUUAAAGAUUAUGGAGAAUAUUGUGAUCGGGAAAUGCUUAGCAAUAAUUGUUGUCGCCCCUGGUCAUUGCCCAACUAUGCUGCAUUAUUGGCCAAUAAAAGUUCCUGUUUUGAUUUGACGCAUGAGGACAUUUUAUUGCUGCAAAAUCUCUUGCUAACCUGUUUCGAAUACUUCCAUGAUUUGAAGCUAAGCAAUGAUUGCAGUGAAAGACGUUGUUAUGCACCCAGUGAGUGCACACGCAAGAAUAUUGUAUUUAACAUAUUACACUAUUUGACUGAUAUUAAUAUACUAAAGAUAAAUGAUACCAACAUAUUCCUAAAGUACUCCAUGAUUUUUGUACCGGUAUCGCAUACAAGACAAAUUUUACCAUUAUUUCAUGAGUGGGAAAAAGUUGACUUGAGCAAUGAAAUCGUCCGUGUUGCUGCCAUGGACCUGGGUUUGGAAAAUGAACUCUUCAAUGAACUGCUGCUAACCGAUGUCUGGCUAGUGGCACUGGGCGGCAUCUUUGUUAUGACAUGCAUGUGGCUGUAUACCACAUCACUAUUUGUUACUAUAAUGACUUGUAUUGCUGUGAUAUUUUCAUUAGGUUUAGCAUAUUUUGUUUAUACUCUAGUAUUUGAAAUGUCCUUUUUCCCAUACAUGAAUUUAUUGGCUGUUGUAGUUAUCAUUGGCAUUGGUGCUGAUGAUGCUUUUAUAUUUGUCAAAAUAUGGCAGUGUGUCCUGACGGAACGUUUUACAAAAACCUCAACAGUUACCACAAAAUCCCUGGCCAAUCCAGAAUCCGAACAAACAGAAACAUUGCAGAAUUUAAUGGCUCUAACGCUGAAGCAUGCGGCAAUUUCAAUGUUUGUCACAUCCAUUACCACCACCGGGGCGUUUUAUGCCUCCUAUACAAGUUAUAUAACGGCCAUCAAAUGUUUUGGUAUCUUUGCCGGCACAGCGGUCAUCACAAACUAUUUCCUUAUGGUUACCUGGCUGCCGGCCUCCAUUUCAAUAAUGGAACGUUUUACAUCCAUCACGACCUGUAGUAAAUUACAAAUUCAAAAAUUCCUCAUCAUGAUCAAUAAGUCAAUUAAUAGUUUCUGUACAAAACUUGAACUAUUUAUAACUGCAACAAUUUUGAAUUAUGCCCCCAUACUCUUUACCCUGUUUGGUAUUAUUGGCAUUUGCUGUGGCCUGGUGGUUCUAUACAAACCCGGUUUACAAUUACCCGAAAAUGCCCACUUUCAAUUAUUUGUAUCAAAUCAUCCAUUUGAAAUUUACAAUUCAAAAUUGAAACAUGAAUUUUGGUUUGAGAAAACAAUGGCGAACUCCGAAAACUAUAAAAUGCCAUUGCGUUUUGUUUGGGGUAUAAAACCAGUAGAUGAUGGCGACUAUGAUAACCCAUUUGCCUAUGGAAACUUACACUAUGACAAUAAUUUUAAUGUGUCUACGAAGGCUGCACAAAUUUGGCUCUUACAAUUUUGCCAAAACCUAAGGCAACAGCCAUUUUAUCAGCUAACAUUUGGCAUGCUGCUGCCGAAUUGUUUUAUAGAAAAUUUUAUAACUCUCAUGGAAAGGAUGUGUGUCAACAGUAUGGACGAUACAGAUCGCACUCCAUGUUGUGACAUCUCCAAAUUUCCCUAUGAACCCGAAGUUUUUGAUAUAUGUUUACCACAGAUCAUAUCAUCACUGUAUGCCACGCCAAGGGAAUAUUUUUGGCCUGGAGUGGCUGGUCCCAAAUUCAUGGCAUCACCUAGGACAUUAGACAUUAACAAUACAUUGUUGAGUGAGGAAAUUUCCCCAAAUUCCACAUUGGAGUCAACCGUGGCCAAUGUAACAACCACCACGCCCCCACCCAUUGUCAAAGCUUUGGUUGUGGAAUUCGAAUCGAAUGUUUCAUUCUCCACGCACUACGACAAAGUGAAACAAUUUGUUGAAGAUGUAGAGACUUGGUUUCAAGAUGAAUUAAAAACAGCUCCGCCUGAAAUGCAAGAUGGUUGGUUUGUUAGUGAUUUAAAGUUUUACGAUGUCCAGAAGAGUCUGCCCACCUGUACUCUGGUGGCCAUCAGUGUGGCAAUGUCAGCCUCGCUGGUGGUACUGCUAUUGGUUACGCUGAAUAUUUUGAUAAGCUUGUAUGCAGUGAUAACGGUGUUGCUUACCAUUUUUGUGACCGUGGCCAUACUAAUUAUGUUGGGUUGGAAGCUAAACAUUUUGGAGAGUGUUACGGUGAGCACAGCCAUUGGUUUGGCAGUGGAUUUUAGUCUACACUAUGGCAUACAUUAUCGACUGUCGCCCUCAUGUGAAAGGCUGGCGGCCACGCAAUUUUCUUUGUCACGCAUUAUUGGGCCCACAGCCAUGGCGGCCAUAACCACAGGGAUUGCUGGGGCCUUAAUGUUGUUCUCCAGUGUUUUGCCCUAUCGUCAAAUUGGCAUAUUUCUGUUGGUUGUGAUGUCCGUCAGCUGGAGUUAUUCCACAUUUUUCCUAAUGAGUCUAUUGAAGCUGUUCGGCCCGCAAUAUGGUUUUAUGCAAUUUCAAUAUCCUCGAGUCAAGAAACGCUCUGCCACAAAUGGUGGUAUUAAGUUUUAUGAACGUAAGCCAAAUUACAUAAAAGCCAGAGAACAAUUACUUACCCCCUCCAGUUCAGCGGUGGGGGAACUCAUCAAUUCCGAAUCCCAUGAACUCGAAUCACUAACCUCAAAUUCAAUGAUUAAAACCAUCUCUGGUACAGAAUGCUCAGCACAAAGUUUUUCUUUGGAUUGUGAACAUUUGUUGAACAACAAGAAGUCCAAUACGAAUUUGGCCUCACCCGUGGCCACCUCUCAUCACCAUCAUCAUCAACAUCACCCGCCAACACAAUAUCACAACAACAAGUGUAGAAAUGGCACGCCAGCGAAUGCAGCUUUGAAUUUAAAUGCCAGCAGUAGUGGGGGUGUUAAUAUUUCCAUAACCACCCCCAUUGAUGGCGGGAUCGAUGACAAAUUAGAUACGCGCAAGUUUGUAGAGGAGACUUCCAGUUAAGAAUAAGGUAUGUUUUACGUUUAUUAUCUUCUCCUACUGUUAAACUAGAACUAAAUUUGUAAUUGUAUUUGAAAAAAAAAAGUAUUUUGUAAACUAGUGUAUGAUAUUAGAAAAAAACACAAAAAGAUAACAAAUUAUUUGCAUAUAAUUGACAUAAGUUUAGUCCAUAAGCGUUGUUAAGUUAGAAAGGAAUUGUGAAUUCUUUUUAAAUUUUAGAUUUCAAUUAAAAAAAGACAAGAAAUUAAUAACAA